Messenger RNA from Talaromyces rugulosus, 1098 nucleotides. RefSeq lists its product as uncharacterized. Gene Ontology annotation, molecular function: protein binding. The transcript is spliced from 2 exons. The record is from RefSeq and is a predicted model, not a curated record. Lineage: Eukaryota; Fungi; Ascomycota; Eurotiomycetes; Eurotiales; Trichocomaceae. Bases 1 to 1098 code for a protein of 365 amino acids.
AUGUCUCUACUUCAACUGCCGAAUGAAAUAAUCCUAUAUAUUGCUCACCAUAUAGGUUCCCCUUAUAGCCUGACGCUGGUAAAUCGACAAUUCUACCACCUCCUUCAUCACACGCUGUAUCGAUACAAUAUCAAGUAUCGUGGAAGUACGGCACUUCCAUGGGCGGCGAAAAAGGGUGACUUGGUCGUGAUGAAGAGGCUUCUUGCCGAGGGAGCGCCAAUAAGUAAACUUGCAUUUAGCGUCAAUGCAAAUAACCUGUUGAACAUUUACCAUAGUUUCCACUCCCAAGCCUCACCAGCGAGCAAGGGCCCCGCUACCGAAGAUAGUCCGCUUGGCCUCGCCGUGAGAGAAAAUAAUGAGGAAAUGGUCGAGUUCCUGUUAACCGAACUUGCCAAAAACAGCGAGACCUCUGCAAUGCUGUCCAUCCAGGUAAAUGAGACCCUUGCAGCAGCAGCUACCCAUGGACAAAAUGGAAUCCUAUUACGCAUGCUCAGCCGAGGUGCGGAUAUAGAUUUCAAAAGAACGCGCGGUAUUAAGACCUGGACCCCGCCUCUUUCCCUAGCUGCAUCGAAUGGGAAUUUGGAGACGGUCAAAUUAUUGCUUGAACAUGGUGCGGAUGUUAAAGCCGGAACUCGUGCCCAAUCAGCCCUGGAAGGUGCAAUAAGAAAACAUCAGACUGAAAUAGCAAGACUGCUUCUUGAGAGUGGCGCUGACCCAAAUUCUAUUUAUCUGGAUGGGCUGGUCCCUGCCGCAGAGCGGGGCGAUGCAGAGAUGGUCGAGCUUUUACUUAACAUGGGCCCUCAAUUUCGGAGAUCCUUCUACUGCCAAAGGGCGCUCUUCAAAGCGAUCGAGGAGGGCCACGAAAAAGUCACGAGACUCCUGAUUGAGCAAGGAGGGGCAGAUCCCAAGCUUUCGGAACCCACCAGCCGCCGCAGCACGAUGAGAAUGGCAGUGCGCCAGAUGCAGCCCAAUUUAGGCAUAGUACGACUACUGAUCGAGCAAGGCGUUUUGCCAGAUUCCCAAGAUCUUCGGCUGGUCAAGUUUAAUGGAAACGAAGGAUUGAUUGGAUUGCUUGAAGAGUAUUGUGAAUUUCCGUGA